Emericellopsis atlantica is the source of this 1615-nucleotide messenger RNA. Its product is annotated as major facilitator superfamily domain-containing protein. The transcript has 3 exons. Gene Ontology annotation, molecular function: transmembrane transporter activity. The coding region runs from base 90 to 1487 and encodes 465 amino acids. Gene Ontology annotation, cellular component: fungal-type vacuole membrane. Gene Ontology annotation, biological process: transmembrane transport. NCBI's taxonomy places the organism in Eukaryota, Fungi, Ascomycota, Sordariomycetes, Hypocreales, Bionectriaceae. The record is from RefSeq and is a predicted model, not a curated record.
GUACCUCCAGUCCCAUAUAGCAACCCCAGACUCCUUUUCUAGGAUCUUUUAGAUGUCGCUUCUGUAACCAGAACCAUCAAUCGCUCAACAUGUCGUCAACUGAGCAGCCCAAAACGGGCCGCAGCCCAAUAUUCGCGCGCGUCCUUGAACACACCGGCCUACGAACCCUGUAUCACUCAUCCAUCGACGUCAAACUCCUCUGCAUCCAGCGUUUUGUGCGUCUCUUUGCCUAUGGCGCAUCCACGCUGGUCCUAGUGUCUUUCCUCCGGGAGCUGGACAUUUCGCAGACCCAUAUCGGCCUGUUCAUGACCUUGACUCUCUUUGGCGAUGUCGGUAUCAGCUUUGUGCUCGCCUGCUUCGCGGACGGUAUCGGGCGCAAGUGGAUUCUGACGCUAGGCGCCGUGCUCAUGGUAGCAAGUGGCGUCGUCUUUGCUCUCUCGAGCUCAUUCUGGAUUCUUCUGUGCGCGGCUGUCUUUGGUGUCAUCAGUCCCAGUGGCAAUGAGAUUGGGCCGUUCCGCGCGGUCGAGGAGAGCACGAUUGCGCACAUUGUCACGCCCGAGCAGAGGGGUGAUAUCUACGCCUGGUACAGCCUGACGGGCAGCGCAGGCUCGGCGUUUGGGACCAUGACGUGCGGCUGGCUGCUGGAGGUUGCUUUUGCCAAACUUGACUGGGAGAGGGUCGACGUGUAUCGCCUCGCGUUCUGUGCCUACGGCUGUCUUGGCCUCAUCAAGGCUGCGCUUGCCUUGAUGCUGAGCCCAGCCGUGGAGUUGGAGCCCAGCAAGCCUUCGACCAGCGACCAAGAGCAAGCCCCCUUGUUGCGAGACAGCGCUGCUCCGCAGGCACCUGCUAAGAAGUCCCUGCUCCCGAAUCUGAGUGGUCGGGGUAUGCGCACCGUCAUCACUCUUUGCUUCUUGUUUGCGUUGGACUCGUUUGCGUCCGGGCUAGUGCCACUCUCAUGGAUCAUGUACUACUUCAAGUCGCGUUUCGGACUGCAGGAGGGACGGCUGGGUUCUGUUUUCUUCACGACCGCCAUUAUUGCCGCAGGCUCAACCCUCGUUGCCGCGUCACUCGCCAAACGUCUGGGCAACGUGCCGACCAUGGUCUUCACGCACAUCCCUUCUGCCAUCUUCCUCGCUCUGAUCCCCAUUCCGAGCUCGCUGCAGGGGUCUCUCACCUUCCUCAUCCUGAGGUCCUGCAUCCAGUCCAUGGAUGUUGCGCCUCGCUCCGCAUUCCUGGCAGCCAUUCUACGCCCCGAGGAGAGGACGAUGAGUAUGGGCCUCAUCAAUGUCGUCAAGACCACAGCAACGAGUGUUGGACCGUCCAUCACGGGCGUGCUAGCAGGCAAGGGCAUGUUCUGGAUCUCGUUUUUGGCGGCAGGUAGUCUGAAGGUCAUUUACGACUUGGGACUGCUCGCCCUGUUCAAGAACCACGAGCGGCACGACGCUGAUAGGAGGAGGGCAGGCGAGGGCGAGGAUGAAGCGGCAUAAGGUAGGCUUGAAACCAGUAGGGUAGCCAAAACCGCUGCAAUGCAAAUAGACGUUGUCAUGGUGCCUGGAAAUGUGGGGCGCAUCGAUCGUCGUCAUGCGGGCGCCGUGUCACGAGCGAGACAGACGGA